CAAGUCGCGAGACGCUUAAUUUUCAACGAAAAUUAAGCCUCAGGAAACAUCAGUUUUUUUUUGUCGCAAUUUCGCAGUUUAACUCAGUAAAUAACCAGUAAACCUGUUGAAUUUAUAGAAAAUUAUAAAAAGUUUAGACGGAAGAAACAUGUCAGUCGAUGAGACAUCAUGGAAAAGGCCUUCAGAUAUUAUGAAAAACAGACGCAGAAAGUCUGUGUCACAGAAACGCAUUAAAGUGGACUCGGAUCAAAGAACCAGCAUUAUUUAUAAAUCCCCAUCCAAGUCAGUAAAAAGAAAGAAUCCAUUUUAUAAAGAUAGUCCUCAUCCAUUUGCAACGAAACGUGUGUGUACAGAAAAUGUGGAAGGAGUCUCAGACCCACUCAGUUGUCAACUUUUUACCAUGUUGGAUUCUGCCAAUAAUCCUGAGGAUGAGCCCACUACAAGCCAUAUUGAUGAAAAAGGCCCAGACAAGGUCACACCAGCGCCGAGUCUGGAUACAAUACCAGAAGAUCCUGUAGCAAAAGAAGCUGUUAAACAGAACAAGGCCACAAUAGAUGUGCAAGAUGAGCCAGAAAUCUUCUCAUAUUUGCCCGUGGACUGGUCGUUAAAGACCAAAGUUCGAGUGGUGUCAAGCCGACCCCUGGACUGGUGUGUCCAGAUUCGAACAGCUGACGAAUCUCAUGGAGUCACUCAGUUUGUUCAAGAUUCUCAAUGCCGGACUGACAGCUUGGCAGAGAGGAAGCAAUCGUUCCAGAGAGGUUGCAUGUACUGGGUUCACCCCAACAUACCCUGGAUGAAGCUGUUCCCAAGGAUUGCUGAUGAGGCCAAGUCAAGUUCAUUUUCAUACCUUCUGCAAGAAGAUGUUCAAAAAGGUCUACAGGUAGACUGGGAGCAAAGCUUCACCUCUGUAUAUCACCAACUUCGGUCUGGACUGUGUCCCUAUUUCUACCUGUGCACACACCAGUUUACAGUGCUGUUUCACAACAGUAGCCAGUCUAAACUUGUGGCAAUGGUAACACCGACAACAAGAGGCUUCAGAGAAUCACUAGAUAAUGAAGGCAUUGAGUUUUCGCUGCCAGUAGGGGCCAAGUCAAAGAGUCCUCAGACAACAAUUGAUGCUGAAUCAGACCAGUUGGCAGGGGAAGACAACACUGCAGAGGAUAAGGAGAACACCUGUGGAGACGAGGACCUCUCUGACACUGAUGAGGCUGCCUCAGGCUGGCUGGAGAGCAUGGGCCUCGACAAGAAACAGUUCCCUUCCCUCGACCCCAAGAAAGUCAAACUUCAGCGUGAGGGUUUCCGGGUGAUUGACAACAGACCAGAAUCCCUAGUGUCCGUAGAGGGCCCCAACGUUCAGGCGCUGUUUAAUUUCCUGUUGAACUGUAGGACCUGCACUGCCUCCAGCGGGAUACAGGCGGGCCUACCACCCACCAUUCUGAGUCCUAAACCCUUUAUAGGGGCCACUCUGAAAUCUCACAGGGUGAAGCACACUGCAGUGAAGCAGAGCGAUGCUGAAGGCAACAUAAUGAAGGCGCACAUAGUGGAGGUGAGUGGACCAAUCUUGCCCUCCCACUGCCAGCACCUCGUGGCCUUGUACCACACAAGUCAGGCUGCAGACUUCGGCAUGGUGUUCAACAAUCAUGAUCUCACCACACCUUUCAAUAUCCUUCCAAGAGUUGUGAAUUUGGGUGCACUUUUGAGUGCAAGAAUAGGCACUGAGGGUUCUAGUCCUGAAGUGAAAGAAGCCAAGGGUGAGAGCCAAGAAACAACCACUGAAGGAUUCCACUCUGAAGAAGAAAAGUGGGUGUGCGGUGGCAAUGAUAUUGGUAAUUCUAGUCCAGCUGGGAAGAAUGAUGUUCUUUGUGCUAAGAUUGAUAAUGUGGAAGGGAAGGCAACAGACCUUCUGAAUGCUUAUGAGAGUGAUUCUCUGUCCUCGAAACUGUUCCGACAUGUGCCGAUAUCUGACAGGGUUACCGCAAUGAAAGAGUUGGUGUGUACGCCGACCGGAUUCUCCUGGAAGUCUUAGUGGCUGUUCAUUUUAUGUUAAUGUUAGUUUUGUUAUUGGUUAAGACUAUAAGAAUAUAUUUUCAUGUGUCAUUACUACAGAAUAUCAUUAUCUUCAUUUUAUGUAAUGCUUUCUGUGGCUCAAAAAAUCAUGUUUAUUUUUAUUUGUCGUUGAUAAAGAAUACAUAUUUCUUUUGUGUAAAGCCCUUUGCUUGAAUUGCUUAAAUAAUUGAUAAGUGCAGGGUAAGUGUUCCAUUGGAUACCAAAUGAACUAAAUAGCCAUUUUAAUUUUUAUAACUCGUUGAUAAAGAUAACAUAAUGUCAUGUUUUUGAAUAUUUUUUAAUGUUUCAUUAAGUGCAAGGUUUACUUGGCUUAAAAUUGUUUGGAAAGUCAUGUUCAUUUUCUCUUUUCAUUUACAAAGAAUGCCGGUUUAUUGGAUGUAGUGAUGUUUUGUCCUAAAUUAUGAUAGCAUAAUUACAGCCAUUGAAGCCAUGUGGAUUGUGUUUAAUCACAUUGUGACUUUUUAACAAUAGUCUACUUCGGGUUAUGGCACAGUUGGUACUGUGUUUUAUCAGAAUUUAUCAUUGUCCAUGACAUAAAAAUGUCUAAUAACUUACUGUUUUGUUAAAUGUUAUGUUGUUAAAAAAUGUUAUUUAUAGUUUAUUUUUCAUUUUUUGUAAGAAGUGUUUUCUGUAAUAAAAUGAAAGAAAUUA
Messenger RNA from Dreissena polymorpha, 2718 nucleotides. Its product is annotated as protein downstream neighbor of Son-like. The record is from RefSeq and is a predicted model, not a curated record. The coding region runs from base 149 to 2026 and encodes 625 amino acids. Gene Ontology annotation, cellular component: nucleus. Gene Ontology annotation, biological process: nuclear DNA replication. Lineage: Eukaryota; Metazoa; Mollusca; Bivalvia; Myida; Dreissenidae. The transcript has 10 exons.